Molecule: messenger RNA, 914 nt
Organism: Episyrphus balteatus (marmalade hoverfly)
Lineage: Eukaryota; Metazoa; Arthropoda; Insecta; Diptera; Syrphidae
Product: RWD domain-containing protein 1
Exons: 2
Coding region: 131-871 (246 amino acids)
Biological process (GO): cytoplasmic translation
Molecular function (GO): protein binding
Source: RefSeq, a predicted model, not a curated record
CAAUUGACAUUUUGUCACAACAUAACCCUCUUCCUCUAAAAACCGUGUAAAUUGGAUAUCGAGCAUCAACGUCGAUUGUUUGCAAUUAUUUAUAAAUUUUAUUUAAUUUGUAAAUCAUAUAUCCAUCAAAAUGAGUAGAAACUACGCCGAAGAUCAAUCUAAUGAAAUUGAAGCACUAGACUCCAUUUAUUGCGGUGAUAUGGAGAUUCUGGAAACAACACCCUUGCAUAAAUUCCAAAUACCAAUUGCCACCGAAGAAUUCUCUGCCGAUGAGGAAAAUGGACUUUCCUGCAAUCUUGUCUUCACUUACACUGCCAAAUACCCCGACGAAGGUCCAAUUGUUGAAAUCGAAGAUGCAUUCAAUUUUGAGGAUUCAUACGAACGUCUCUUGUUGGAACACAUACAAGCCACAAUCGAAGAACACCUCGGCAUGGAAAUGAUAUUCUCUUUAGUUAGUAGUGCUCAGGAAUGGCUAAACGAACGAUGGGACGAUCACAAGAAAGAACAAGAAAACGAAACAGCUCGCAAAUUGUACGAAAGUGAAGAAGCCGAACGCAAGAAAUUCGAAGGAACUCGUGUGACGGUGGAGACUUUUAUGAAAUGGAAAAUGGAAUUUGAAGAAAGUACUGGAAUUGCAGCUAAGAGAGAAAAGAUUCUGAGCGAUGGCAAGAAACUUACUGGCAAAGAAUUGUUCCUUUGUGAUAAUACUCUCAACGAAUCUGAUAUUAAGUUUCUUUUGGAAGCUGGUGAAUCGAUUGAAAAUGUUAAAAUCGAUGAGACUUUGUUUCAGAGUAUUGGCGAUUUGGAUUUAGGUGAUGAUCUGGAAUCGGAUGAUGACGAUGAGGAUUAUGUUCCUGGUAAAGAUGAUUAAAUUUAAAAAUUAAGGGGGAAUAAAAAUAAUUUUGUUAUUAAUA